Molecule: messenger RNA, 2368 nt
Organism: Bombyx mandarina (wild silkworm)
Lineage: Eukaryota; Metazoa; Arthropoda; Insecta; Lepidoptera; Bombycidae
Gene: Cpr50Cb
Product: Cuticular protein 50Cb
Cellular component (GO): extracellular matrix
Source: RefSeq, a predicted model, not a curated record
AUCUCUUCUCGACAGAUGUGGCUGUGCGGUUUGGUGGCUGCUUGUCUGGUUGCCAUGGCAACUGCGCAAAGCAAUGAAUACCUCCCUCCAAACAACGGCUACAACUACGACAAACCUUCAAUACCUUUCCCUACUAAUAACAACGGAAAUCAGCAGCCAGCCCCAGGUCCAUACCGUCCAGCGCAGCCCACUCCCAGCUCGUACCGCCCUCCUCAGCAGCGUCCCACAUACGUACCCCCGCAGCAGCCUAACCAAGAGCACGAGCACCAUGAGCAUCAUGAUCAGCAGGAUCACGAGCAUCAUGAGCACCACCACCACCACGAGCCCGGGAUGCCGUUCGACUUCAACUAUGCCGUCAACGAGAACGGCAAUGACUACAGCCACAACGCCAUCUCGGACGGUGACGUCACGAAAGGCGAAUACAGAGUCGCGCUGCCCGACGGCCGCACACAGAUCGUUAAGUACACUGCCGACUGGAAAAAUGGGUUCAACGCUGAGGUCUCAUACGAAGGCGAAGCGCAAUUCCCCGACCAGCCCAAAUACGGAAGUGGAUCCGGCGGCCAAGGAUACAGCGAAGGAGGCGGCUACCAAUAUUAGAUUAACUUUUUAAAUAUAAGAAAAAAUAACUAAAUAGUAUGUAUACAAAUUAAGAGCCUACAAUACCGAUAUUUGCUUUGUAUGAAAUUCAAUACAUAAAUGUUUACUGUAAAAUAUAUUAAGGUAAAACUGACAUUUAUUUUGUAUCGAAAACAUAUUUGAAAAGCUCUAACGUAACAUUCGAAUUUUCUCGAACCAUUAGCAUCAUAGAUAAUACACAAAUAACAUCCAAGAAAUAUGACAAGCUAUGUCAUGAAAGUUCAUAAUAACAGAUCUGUGGCAUUCUUAAAAACGAAGAUGGCGCCAAUCAUCACUACUCAAUUAAACUAUAAAAUAAAAAUAUCUUGGAAGAAACAUACUAGAGCUAGGUACUAAUUUGCAAUUUAAUACUCAUAACCGCUUUCCGAGCCUUUCUAAGUAGGAUAGUAAUUUAACGUGGGUUUCCUUAAAUUUGGUGCCGCUUUUCUUACGGGAAUAUUUUUUUAAGAGUCUUGAAUGCCCAGACUGCCCGUCCUUAGCUUAAAUUUCGUCUAAACCAAUAUAUUAGUUAGGUAUUGUAGGAUUUAUGUGUUCAAUCUGUUUGUGAAUAUCAGAAAAUAAUGUCAUCAAAUCGGCAACAUUCGUUAUUGAGUUAAAAUAAAAUUCUUAGUUCUAAUUCCUUGUGCAUUGUUUAGGCAUUAAAAGUGGUACAUUCAUUAACUCAGCGAUGCUUUACCUAUUACAUGUAUAUAUUUAUAAAAUCAAAUUAAGAUUAUAUCGUUUCAAUUCCCUGUCAAAAUACAGAUACAAUUUGAAAUAUAAUGGCUUCAGUGUAAACCUAAAUACUAAGUUAGAGCAGAUAAACAUUAGUUUGUAUCUUACAUUGUUACAAAGUUCAUUAAAGGUUUGUUUCGCAAUAAAAAUAAAGUUUAAAUUUUACUCUGUUAGCACUUUAAAAAGGUCAAGCUAAAAAUAGCGUGGAUGUUACAAUUAAGUAAAGUUGUCUUUCAAAAUUCCAAUGGCUUUUGGAAAAAAUGCACUAAUUGUGUCAAAUCACACAAUAAUACUGACGGCGUUGAAAUCGUUAAAUAAAGAUUUUUUGUACAAGAGAUGCCUUUUUUUAUGGAUUUUUUAAUAAUUUUAUUAUAAUUAUGUUAUUGUAAUUGUGUUAAUUACUAUUUAAAUUUCUGUGGUAAUUAUUAUCCUAAAAUCCUUUUGCCUUACAGGCUGUUACUUAAAACAUAGGACUUAUGUAAAAAAAAAAAGUUAAAAACAGUUACUCGCUGUGUUUAUCAAAAUAUGCAAACAUUCAUUACAAAUACAUACAUAAUUAGUAUUUUUUAAUUAGUUAACCGUGGGGCGCCUGCAAUUGUAUUGCUAUCUUCUCUAAGUGAAAAUGUAUACCUAGAAUAAUUUUGUCGGAAGUUUUUGCCUUAGAAUCUUUUAUUGGUUUUAUGACCUUUAUCAAGAAAGUAUGGAAUAGACAAUCAUCAAGCAGCGAAUUAUCAAUAAUUAAAGUACAUAUUAUUAUAUAAUUAAUGUAUUUUUUAUGAGCAAACUUAUUAAUAGGAAAGCUAGUUAAUGUGUUAUACCUAUUUUAAAUGUUUUAUUUUUGCCACCGUGACAAUAACAAGAGGCCUGAAUUUGCCGUUGUUUAAGUUAAUCUCAAAACAAUUAUUGUUUUGUUGUACUAUUUUUAGAUGGACAAAAAUAUUGUAAUAAUUAAAAUAACAAUGGCUUUAUGGAGAUAAUGCCUUCGUCCAAUUGUAAUAUAAAUUUAAAGUUCAAAGGC